This is a messenger RNA of Phyllopteryx taeniolatus (common seadragon), 10723 nucleotides long. It is a transcript of the gene ptprsa, whose product is annotated as protein tyrosine phosphatase receptor type Sa. Gene Ontology annotation, biological process: protein dephosphorylation. NCBI's taxonomy places the organism in Eukaryota, Metazoa, Chordata, Actinopteri, Syngnathiformes, Syngnathidae. Bases 1939 to 7071 code for a protein of 1710 amino acids. The transcript is spliced from 29 exons. The record is from RefSeq and is a predicted model, not a curated record. Gene Ontology annotation, molecular function: protein binding; protein tyrosine phosphatase activity.
AAAUGUCUGCACAAUCCACUUUUAGUGUCAUUACUGUUGAGCUUAACAAAUGGUAAUUGCUUCCUUUCUAGCUCUAGCUCUGUUUUAUCCAACUUGUAUAAAUAUUUUAGCACUGAUAAUAUUGCCUGCCCAUUAUGUAAAUGAUUGUGCACUAAAAAUUCAAUUGUAACAUAUACAGUCAUUUGACCAACUGAUGUUCUUCUGUUAUGAUGUAACACUUCAUUUUGUGUCUUCCAAUGCCAUGCCCAACUCGCUUGGAAGGAAAUGCGUAGCGCAAGAAGCCGUAUGUCUUUGCUUUAUCGGUUGUCAGACACCCCUUAACUAUAAUUGUGCACCCAAACAAAUGUUCGCGCCUCCAUUGAACAUGUGGAAGUUGCUAAGUUUUUUGUUAUUUUCAGGUACUGGAGCACAACGGUGAGUCUGGAUUUUGAUUGAGUCAGGAGGGUUUAGACGCCACCAGUCAAAAUCUAAAACGAAAAUGACAGUUCAAAGAGUGAGCAGCACUGUUACGGUAUAUAAAAUAUGGUAUCAUCUUCAGGAGCAUAAUUCCAUAAAAUUCUCUAAUUCUGCUACGUUAUAUAAUCUUUACGUGAUAGUACAUCCAGUAGUCCUUUUGGUCAGCAGAGCUAUGGAAAACAAUCAGUCACAGAGGACACAGGUCAUAUGGACAAAAGCCAUCAUUCUACCACUAAUGCAAAAAGACAAUGAAUCCCUGUUUAGUGGAGUUUAAUAAAUUGAAACAGAUGCACUUUCAUCAUGUAUUAUUUAUAUGGCACAUAUUAAAUAAAGAUGCCUUGGUGUCUACUCAGUUUGUUCUUUCUGCUGUGUACCAAAUAACUUUGUUCCCAAUAAAUAAUUCAAUAGUCUGACACUAUAAAUUGGGUCAGGACUGUUAUUUGUACUUACUAUUGCUAUUGUAUCAUCACAAGUCGCAAAUGGUUAAAUGAGAUAGCCAGCAUUCCUGCAGUGUACGGUGCUGUAACACUCAGAGUAGUUUAUGCACUUAAUGACAAAUUACAGUCCAAAGCUAUACAGGAAAUAUUACAUAAUAGUAAUGGGAACACUUGGUACACCCCUGGGAUUUAUUAGAAGAUUCCUUGAUUUGGAGACCAAAAAAGUAGCUUUCAUUUAACAAUUCAUGCAGUUUUCAGUAACAAUGGCUCCAUCAGCAUGGCUUUAGUUAAAAAGAGUCCACAACGGUCAUAAUUAUUCAGGUACCCUCUCACUGCUGUAUGUAAUACACUUGAAUGGUGUCAACCUUUUGUCUGUUUUCAGUUAAAUUUUGUCAAUCAAUUCUGAUACGUGAUGUUGACAGUGUUUUUUUUUCUUCACAAAUUGCACCUGAGAUUAGCAGCUGUAGUAGACAUACAUUUUGAAGGAUAAAACAGAAGUCCUAAAAUUAUUAUCGUACAGCAAUUAUUUUCAACUGUGUUAAAUACAAACCUGUAACGAUGGUGCAACGGAUUCCUUGCAAAACAUCAAGUCUUGAACUGCAGCUUCUAACUUCAGCCCAAAUGUCUAUUUUCUUUUCUAUCGCUCAUUAGUUUUACCUUAUUUUGUCUUUAUUUAACUUCCUUCUUUAACAAAAGCAAAAUCAGCAUCAGUGGAGCCUCUCCAUGUGGCCAUAAGUAUCUUUUUAAACUUUGAAUUAUGAUACGCAUGACCUUGACUUUUGUGGUGCCUCACCACUUUUUUUCUUACCGGCGGGCGACGUUGAUUGAUCUUGAUUGUUUUGCUUUAUUUAUUUAAUAUGACAUUUAUACAAGGGGUGGGCAGGCAAGUGUUCUUUCAAAAUGGGUGUCACCAGUAGCAGGGACAGUGAGGGGGGGAAAAAAGAGGGAAAAGGGAUUUAAGCAAAGGGAAAUGUAGCUGCAGCUAAACACCUUGAGGUGGCUUUUUUUACUCUCUCUGUGUUUCCCCUAUUUUUCUCUUCUCCUCAUGUCAUUGUGUUCUGCAUCAACCCCUUUACAUCCCUCAGAGCUUCGAGAAGUCCGACGGGUGCCUCCUCGCUUCUCCAUUCCACCAACGAGUCAAGAAAUUAUGCCUGGUGGGAGUGUGAACAUAACAUGUGUGGCAGUGGGGUCCCCGAUGCCUUACGUCAAGUGGAUGUUGAAUUCAGAGGACUUGACGCCAGAGGAUGAGAUGCCUGUGGGUAGGAAUGUUCUUGAACUGAGCGGCGUCCGUGAGUCAGCCAACUACACCUGUGUGGCCAUGAGCAGCCUUGGUAUCAUUGAAGCUGUGGCACAGAUCACUGUCAAAUCUCUUCCGAAGCCUCCAGGUACUCCUGUGGUUACUGAAACCACGGCCACUAGUGUGACUAUCACCUGGGACUCUGGCAACCCUGACCCAGUAACUUACUAUAUCAUCCAGUAUCGUGCUAAGUCCCCAGAAAGCAAGUAUGAGACAGUGGACGACAUCACCACUACACGUUAUAGCAUUGGUGGCCUCUACCCCAACACAGAGUAUGAAAUUCGAGUCUCAGCCGUCAACACAAUUGGUCAAGGGCCUCCCAGUGAACCUGUGGAAACCAGAACUGGCGAACAAGCACCUGCCAGUCCACCUCGUAACAUUCAGGCCCAGAUUAUAUCCCAAAACACCAUGAUGGUACGCUGGGAAGAUCCAGAGGAACCAAAUGGGCAGAUUAAGGGCUAUCGGGUUUAUUACACCAUGGAUGACUCCCAGCCUAUGAGCCUCUGGCAGAUUCAUAAUGUCCAGGACAGCAUUAUCACCACAAUUCAGAGCCUGGUUCCUCAAGAGACCUAUGCCAUCAAAGUCCUAGCGUUUACCUCAGUAGGUGAUGGGCCUUUCUCAGAGCCAAUCCACGUGAAAGUGCUGCAAGGAGUUCCUGGCCAGCCAUCCAAAUUUCAGGUUGGGGAUAUAUCUGAUACCAGCAUUGAAUUGAUCUGGGAACCAGCCUUUGACAAAGAAGGAAUUAUAAGUUAUGAACUUCGCUACACCGAGGGGAGUUUUGGCUCUCAGAUCAAGAAAACAUUUGGACCUACAUCUUCAUACAUUGUGGAAGGUCUCCGACCAAACACGGAGUAUCACUUCUCCCUGGCAGCUAUUUCUAACAAGGGCAUUGGAGCAUUCACCAAUGACAUGUCACAGAAGACCUUGCAAGCCAAGCCCUCAGCCCCCCCUCAAGACAUUAAGUGUAGCAGCACCAGCUCCACCACAUUGCUGGUAAGUUGGCGCCCCCCGCCAUUGAAGAGUCAGAAUGGUCUCCUGGCGGGGUAUAGGGUGCACUACCAGGUGGCGGAACAGUCAGAGGGUGUUGGUGACUAUGUGGAGCCAAUGGAGGAGCCAACCGUGCCUGCCACUGAAGAGCAGGUGCUGCUGCAGCGGUUGGAUAAAUGGACCCAGUAUCGCAUCACUGUGUCUGCUUUCACAGUUGUUGGGCCGGGCCCUGAAAGCGAGCCGUUAAUCUGCCGGACCGAUGAAGACGUUCCUGGCAGCCCCCCAAGGCGAGUGGAGGUGGAGGUUUUAAACUCAACUGCGCUUAAAGUGAUGUGGCGUUCACUGAUGCCAGGAAAGCAGCACGGUCAGAUCCGUGGCUAUCAGGUCCACUAUGUUCGUGUGGAGAAUGGAGAGUCCAGGGGCCUGCCCCUCAUCAAGGAUGUCAUGCUGGCUGAUGCCCAGUGGGAAACGGACGAUACAGCUGAAUAUGAGAUGGUUAUUGGAGGGCUCAAGCCAGACACCACUUACUCCAUCACCGUGGCAGCAUACACAACCAAAGGUGAUGGAGCACGGAGCAAACCUAAACUGGUGGUGACCAAAGGUGCAGUACCUGGUCGACCCAUUUUGACAGUGACCCAGGAGUCAGAAACAUCUGCUCUGGUUCACUGGGACCCACCAGACCUGAAAAAUGGAAUGGACCUCCAAGGUUACAGGCUCCAGUUUGGUCGUAAAGAUUUAUCACCUUUGGCUACACUAGAGUUUUCGCCCCAAGAACGGCAAUACUCCUUGGGCAACGUUCACCGGGGGGCCACCUACCUAUUUAAACUCUCUGCCAAAAGCAGAGGGGGCUUUGGGGAGGAAGCUGUUGUGGAACUCUGUGUACCAGAGAAUACACCAGGGGGAUAUCCCCAAAUGAAUGAAGGUUCUAAUGUGACGUGUUGCUCAGUGCAGCUGUCCUGGUUACCACCAGUGCUGGCAGAAAGGAACGGUGUAAUCACAGAGUACACUUUAGCCUAUAAGGAAGCUGGUUCUGGAGCAUCACCGCAGGAGCUCCACUUGCCUCCCAACCUGUCCAGCUACGUGCUCAACAGCCUCAAACCAAACUCAGCAUACGAUGUGAAAAUUCGUGCACACACCAUUGUAGGUCCUGGGCCCUACAGCCCACCUAUCCAGUAUCGGACAGUGGCCUAUGAUCCAACAGAUGUUCCAAAGAAUUUUACCAUCAAGUGGGCUACCAAGACCACAGUGGUCCUUGCAUGGAAGUUUUCUGAAAGCAGAUCCGCAUACAAAUGCACGAUUGAAUACAACGGACAGAAGAUGGACGUCGAUGCAAGGAAGCUAAAGGUCAUUGUUACUGGGCUGAGGCACAAUACCACCUAUGACUUCAGAGUGACCUGCCAAGAAAGCAUGGAUGGUGGGCCGAGACACCGUGUUGUGGCCAGGACUGCACCCCUGAUUCUAGUCAAGAAACCGAAGCUAGACAUCUACGCAGAGCCUAACAAUAUUCUCACCAUGUCCUUCCCACCAGUCAAUAGCAAGGAUGUCAAGGCUUUCUAUGUGGUUGUGGUGCCAUUGAAGAGAACCACGGGGACUGUCAAAAAUCUCAAGACUCCUGAUGAGAUGGACAUGGAAGAGCUGUUGCGGGAGGUGACCCCCAAGCGCCGGUCACGUCGUCAGCUGGGCCAGUUGGACCAGUGGAAGCCUUACAUCACUGCCUGCUUCCGGCAACUUCCCUCCAGCUUCACUGUGGGCUCCGACCAUCGGCAGAGCAGCUGUGAGAACAAGGCUCUUGAACCUGGCCAGGAGUAUGUCUUCUUCCUCAUGGCAGAGCUUAACACUACUGCCGGCAAAAUGUUUGCAACAAGUCCAUACACUGACACAGUGUUGACUCCUGAGCAAGUGGAUGACCCACAGCCAAUAGAAACUGGCGGUGAUGGGCUGAUUUGGGUGGUGGGCCCAGUCCUGGCCGUGGUUUUCAUCAUCUGCAUUGUCAUCGCAAUCCUCCUGUAUAAAAACAAACCUGACAGUCGCAAGAGAAAGGAGUCAGAACCACGCACAAAAUGUCUGCUGAACAACGCAGACAUCACACCACACCAUCCUACCGACCCUGUGGAAAUGAGACGAAUAAACUUCCAAACACCAGGUAUGAUGAAUCACCCUCCCAUUCCCAUCUCCGAACUGGCUGAGCACACAGAGCUUCUCAAAGCCAACGACAACCUGAAACUCUCCCAAGAAUAUGAGUCUAUCGAUCCAGGCCAGCAGUUCACUUGGGAACACUCCAACCUGGAGGUGAACAAGCCCAAAAAUCGUUACGCCAAUGUCAUUGCCUACGACCACUCCCGUGUCAUCCUGGCUCCCAUUGAGGGGAUCACAGGAAGCGACUACAUCAAUUCCAACUACAUUGAUGGCUAUAGGAAGCAGAAUGCAUACAUUGCCACCCAGGGUCCUUUACCAGAAACCUUUGGGGACUUCUGGAGGAUGGUGUGGGAGCAAAGAGCAGCCACUGUGGUUAUGAUGACCAGACUGGAGGAGAAGUCACGGAUAAAAUGUGACCAGUACUGGCCCAGUCGUGGUACAGAAACGUAUGGUAUGACCCAAGUGACCCUGUUGGACACCAUAGAAUUGGCCACUUUCUGUGUGCGCACCUUCUCCUUGCACAAGAAUGGAUCCAGUGAGAAACGCGAGGUUCGCCAGUUCCAGUUCACAGCGUGGCCAGACCAUGGUGUGCCAGAAUACCCGACCCCCUUCUUGGCCUUCUUACGUAGGGUCAAGACCUGCAACCCACCUGAUGCUGGACCCAUCAUCGCCCACUGCAGUGCUGGUGUUGGUCGGACAGGUUGUUUCAUUGUCAUCGACGCCAUGCUCGAGAGAAUCAAGCACGAGAAAACUGUUGACAUUUACGGCCACGUGACACUGAUGCGCUCACAGCGGAACUACAUGGUGCAGACAGAGGACCAGUACAGCUUCAUUCAUGAUGCAUUGCUAGAGGCGGUGGCCUGUGGCAACACUGAGGUGGCAGCUCGUAGCCUCUACUCCUACAUUCAGAAGCUGGCCCAGGUGGAAACUGGCGAGCACGUUACUGGCAUGGAGCUUGAAUUCAAGCGUUUGGCCAACUCCAAAGCCCACACGUCACGUUUCAUCAGUGCCAACCUACCCUGCAACAAGUUCAAGAAUCGCCUGGUCAACAUCAUGCCCUAUGAGACCACGCGUGUCUGCCUGCAGCCAAUCAGAGGCCUGGAAGGAUCCGACUACAUUAAUUCUAGCUUUAUUGAUGGAUACAGGCAACAGAAAGCCUACAUUGCAACACAGGGCCCUCUGGCAGAAACUACAGAGGACUUCUGGAGAAUGCUCUGGGAGAACAACUCCACCAUUGUAGUCAUGUUGACCAAACUGAGAGAGAUGGGAAGGGAAAAGUGUCACCAGUAUUGGCCAGCAGAGCGCUCUGCUAGGUAUCAGUACUUUGUGGUGGACCCCAUGGCUGAGUACAACAUGCCUCAGUACAUCCUUCGAGAGUUCAAGGUCACAGAUGCCAGGGAUGGCCAAUCCAGGACAGUAAGGCAGUUCCAGUUUACUGACUGGCCAGAGCAAGGCGUUCCCAAAUCUGGCGAGGGCUUCAUUGAUUUUAUUGGCCAGGUGCAUAAAACCAAGGAGCAGUUUGGACAGGAUGGACCAAUCUCUGUCCACUGCAGUGCUGGUGUGGGCAGGACUGGCGUCUUUAUCACCCUCAGUAUCGUCCUGGAGCGAAUGCGUUACGAAGGCGUCGUUGAUAUCUUCCAGACAGUGAAGAUGCUCCGGACACAGAGACCAGCAAUGGUCCAAACUGAGGAUGAGUACCAGUUCUGCUAUCACGCCGCUCUGGAGUACUUAGGAAGCUUUGAUCACUAUGCAACGUAAAAGCCAUCUCUUUCCCCGAUGAGUCCUGUCACCCCCUCAACAGUCCCCUGAGCCAUAGAAACUUGAAUUUUGAAACAUUGGUGUCACAGCAGUGACACCACUCUUCAUUCUGACACAUCAAACCAAGAUACCAGAUUUUUGACACCACUCCAACCUGAAUAAUUCCAAUUGGGCCAAGUUAGCUCAGACUCCACAGUCAAGAAAAGAAGACCGUCAUCAGGAGCGGAAACCAGAAGCAUUGGCUUAAGCUGUGGGGGCGAUCCAAGUAUCCGACUUCUUACCUUACCUCAAGUGUUUCCAUACAGACAUUGUAAACAGUCACUGAAAUGUCACACAACAGAUGAAGUGCAAGGCAAAAAUAUCAAUCAGAUGGCUGUAGCUAAGAUGGAGUGACUUUCUUUCAUGAUUUUUGAUAUUCCUGGAUGUAAAGGAAGUAUUUUUCCCCUCUCCAUAAUAUUUUGUGAGUGAUAUUCAGAGAAAUGACCAAAUCAUGUUUGCCCGUAUGACUAGCGGAAUGGGUGGUUCGCUCUCCCAAACUCUUGUCAACCGAAAGCUCGGUGAGAGCAUUAUCGGAUCAGCAAAGAGACAGACACGCUAAUGAUGAGUUUGUUUGGAGACACUGUGACAGUACAUCUCACAUCACAUGAUCAGAAGAGAAAUUGUCGGGACGAAAGCAACAUCAAAUAGCUUCAGAUGGAUUCUCCCACCAAUCUGAACCUCUUCUGCGAGUCACUUGAGAGCUGUGGAAAGCUGUGCCUGGGAAAAGAAGUAAUGACUUGGUCCUCUGUGACCCCCAAUUAUUAUUAUUUUUUUGUAUUAUUUUUUUUUUUACCAGCUUUGGGUUAGCAAUCUGUUAGAAGGCAUACAUCUGGUGAGAAACCUUGGAACAAAUGGAUACACCAGACAAAGAUGGGCCACAAAGCCUUUCUUUGUCUACAGUGACGAAACCUCAUCAUCGAUAUUUCAAUGUUUUUUUCUUUUAGUUUUCUUUCCAAACCAAACAUGCUGCUUAUCUCACGUACGUGUGACUCUUAAAGUAGGUUUCAUUUCAAAAGACGCAAACACAUUGAGCCUGUUUCAAUUACAAAACCGAGUAUUUGAAACAUUUCCUUUAACAUCCACUGUACGCUCAUUUGUUGGAUUAAAAAGCGCUUUACUUUGAACCCUUAUUACUCUGUGGGUAACAAAACAGAGCUUGUUAGCUCUCAAUGCUGCGAGGAAAAUCUUCGGUACAAGUAACUUGCACAUCCUUAAGAAAAAGAACUUAAAGUCCUCCGCCAAAAAAACUGCAGGUUGGAUUUGACACACUAAUUCAAAUGUGCUUCAUGAAGAUCAGCUCAGCGGGCUUUUAUUUUGACGCAUCAAUGCUUUGGUAUGCGCUUCUUUGGAUUCUGGGAAAGGUUUCCAAAAGAUGUGCACAAAACAAAACAAAACCAGAGCGGUGGACAGAACUGUGUGUAAUCCUUUUGUAUUUCCAAAAAGCCUUAUUGUUAUUGUAACAUUAUGAAAACAUCAGUGUUGUAUUAUGAUGACUUAUUUUGCAUUAAAUAGUUAACUUUUUCUUUUCUUUUUUUAACAGAUGUUGAAUCGCAUUUUCUAAAAAACAAAACAAAAAAGAGAAGUGCUUAUUUGUUCAUAUUAUGUUCAAAGACAUUCUAUUUUUUCACUGUAGAAAUCUUCAGUAUGUCUGUGUAUGUGUGCAUAUAUAUGCAUAUAUACUGCACGCUCACACAUUCAUACAGUGGGUACGGAAAGUAUUCAGACCCCCUUAAAUUUUUCACUCUUUGUUAUAUUGCAGCCAUUUGCUAAAAUCAUUUAAGUUCUUUUUUUUCCUCAUUAAUGUACAGACAGCACCCCAUAUUGACAGAAAAAAAACAGAGUUGUUGAAAUUUUUGCAGAUUUAUUAAAAAAAUAAAAACUGAAAUAUCACAAAGCCAUAAGUAUUCAGACCCUUGCUCAGUAUUUAGUAGAAGCACCAUUUUGAGCUAAGACAGCCAUGAGUCUUUUUGGGAAUGAUGCAACAAGUUUUUCACACCAUGAUUUGGGGAUCCUCUGCCUUUUUUUCUGUCAAUAUGGGGUGUUGUGUGUACAUUAAUGAGGAAAAAAAAUGAAUUAAAAUUAUUUUAGCAAAUGACUGCAAUAUAGCAAAGAGGGAACAAUUUAAAGGGGUCUGAAUACUUUCCAUACCCACUGUAUAUAUUUAAAUGCAGACUAUAAAAAUAUAUCCAUCUUAGUAUGAAUCACUAAUUUUUUUUUCUUGCCCUACCAGCCCAUUGCUUGAAGAUAUGAUGACUUCCUUUUUUCAUGUUCCAUUUUAGCUUUGAUUAUUUAAACCCACUAACAUUGUGUGUCUUGCAAAGGCAACAAACCUUUACUUUGCGUCGUUUGGAUCCUCAUUCUGCUGCCGAUGAGGAUAUGCAUUGCAGGUUAAUUUUAAAUGGAAUUCUGCUUUAUCAUUAAUUUUGUACACAUUAGUAUUUUCUUUUUUUUUUUUUUUUUUUGCAGCUGAAGAGAGAUCGGUCCACAUAAUAUCUAACAAAUAGAAAAAGUAUAUUAUAUUUUUGUUGUUAUCUGAAUUAGCCAAAUUUGACAUACUGUUCUUGGUAUGAUCAUGUACAGGCUAUGACCCUUGGUUUUUAAAAACAUGUAUGUCCUUUGUAUGUUCUUUUUGUACUUACUUAUUACUUUCCAACAUAAUGUGGUAAUUAUUUUUUGUUACAUAUACGCAACAAUCUACAUGUAAAUAAAAAAAUACAUAGAAUAUAUGUAUUUGUAAGUCAUUUGACCCUCAAGAGCUUAAACGAUGCAUUGGAACAGUUCAAGGAGUUGCUUAUUGCCAACUUGAUGUUGGUUUAAUUUCCCUCUCUGUGAAAGAACUUUCUCCAAUCCUGCUCCCUAGCCUUUAACAGGUACCGGUUGUUCUUUUUUUACAUUUUAUUUUCUUUUUACAGUCCAAACUGGAAGCACCUGGUCACACACCUCAAUUAGGGCACAAAAGAAGGCAGAUGUGCUUGUCAUUCCACAAUUUCCCCCAUGAAUCUCAGUUAUAGUUCAGUUGCCAGAUGCAUAAAUAUAAACCACAUAUAGUUUGAUUGCAAUGUGACAAGUACUUUCCUAAAAGUGUUUUUAGACAUUCUAUGUGCAGCAUUGUUUUGCUUUUUUUAAUGGGAUGCAAAAAUAAAUCAGGAGCAGAGGGAAACAAAUGACAGCAGAAGCGAGACAACCAAAAACUUGCUGCAAAGUCACAUUCCCAACACGCUGUUAGAAUAGCUGGAACUUUGACGUGUUUCAUCAAGACCAAAAUCCAUGUUGUGGAAUUGAUGGGGAGCACCCAUGCCAAAACUAUAACUGUGGAGGUCUUCAGAAGCUUGUGCAAUAGAGCAUUUCUGACUCCGUUUCAACACCUGCCACAAUCAUUAUGUCACAGAAUAUCUGGGGUGGGAAGAACAGAAAAUAAAGACACUAUCAAAAGAAUCAAGCAUUAUUCACUACAUACAGACUGAAUGAUCAAGAACUUCAAGCUCGUUUUCAUUUAUAAGAGGGCCAAGUGCUGUCAUUUUCAAACUGUUACAUCUAACUGAAACAUGAUUGCUUUAAAGCCACUGUGUAUGUAGAUAUGUUGACUUUGUAUUAAAGAAAUGUUGUCUGAAAA